UUGGUAAGCUGCGCCUUGUGUUGUCUCGGAAAAAAAGCGAAGGUCUCGACGUUGAAUUUCGAGACCUACUUUUUUUUCGUCUCAGCACAUACCGGCUUGCCGCGAUACCAUUGUUUUCACCACGCCUCCUCAAACAAGGAAGCGAAAGGCGGCCGAGGCGGCGAUAACAGACAAACACUCCGCCACCAAGGAUUUCGUCGCCCGAUCGCAAGCCGCCACCGGACCUUCUUCCCGAAAGUCUGCCCGCAAGACGAAAGCCGCUGUUGACCUUGAGGUCGCAGACCCUGACCCCGCCACAGACCUGGCCUCCGUCGUCUCAGGGGAGUUCACGAUUUCCGCGGAAAAGAAGGGCCCUGAUUUGGUUACGCCGGCGUCGACCACUAUGGAGUCCGAUGAAGAUUUCAUGAGCGUUGCCUCUAGUGCUGAUGACUUUUUGGAUACACAGGCGAGUGAUGAUGAGAGUUUAGGGGAAGAUUUUGGAGACGACUUUGACGGUGGUUUUUCCAAAGAUAAAGAUAUCAUAUCAACCUCACGAAAACCUUACGAAGUAGACUUCAAGGUCCUAAGCCCGGAUGACAUCGAACGGGACCAGAAUCGACAGAUCAACGAGGUUUCAUCCAUCCUAAGUUUACCGCCGGAAUCGUCCGCCAUUCUCCUCCGAUAUGGACGGUGGAAUCGGGAAAAGCUUAUAGAGUCCUACAUGGAUCAUCCUGAGGAGACACUGGAUGAGGCAGGUUUAGGGACGAACUUCGAAGGCACUCCGAAGACUGAGGUAUUAUCCGGGUUCAUGUGCGACAUCUGUUGCGAAGACGGUGAUGGCCUUGAGACAUAUGCUAUGCGGUGUGGACAUCGGUUCUGCGUCGACUGCUAUCGACAUUAUCUUGCGCAAAAAAUCCGUGGGGAAGGGGAGGCGGCCAGGAUAGAGUGCCCUCGUGACGGCUGUCACAUGAUUGUCGACUCUAAGUCUCUGAGCCUGCUUGUCACAGCUGCUCUCAAGGACAGGUAUAAUACCCUAUUGACAAGGACCUACGUCGAUGACAAAGAGAACCUCAAAUGGUGCCCAGCUCCCAAUUGCGAAUACGCUGUUGAUUGUCCAAUCAAGCAGCGAGACCUCCGUCGCAUUGUUCCUACCGUGCAAUGUAACUGCAAGCAUCAUUUUUGUUUUGGGUGCACUCUCAACGACCAUCAACCGGCGCCCUGUCAGCUAGUCAAAAUGUGGCUGCAGAAAUGUGAAGAUGAUUCUGAAACAGCCAACUGGAUCUCAGCCAAUACCAAAGAGUGCCCCAGGUGUCACUCGACGAUCGAGAAAAACGGGGGUUGCAACCACAUGACGUGCCGCAAAUGCAAGCAUGAGUUCUGCUGGAUGUGCAUGGGCCUAUGGUCCGAGCACGGUACCAGCUGGUAUAACUGUAACCGGUAUGAGGAGAAGUCGGGAUCCGAAGCCCGUACCGCACAGGCGAAAUCCCGCGCCUCAUUGGAGCGAUAUCUCCAUUACUACAACCGAUAUGCGAAUCACGAGCAAUCGGCCAAGCUCGAUAAAGACCUGUACCUGAAGACGGAGAAGAAAAUGACCAGCCUCCAGUCUCAGUCUGGCUUAUCGUGGAUUGAAGUCCAGUUCCUCGACACCGCAUCCCAAGCGCUCCAACAAUGCCGACAGACCCUCAAGUGGACCUACGCGUUUGCCUACUACCUGGCGCGAAACAACUUGACGGAGAUCUUCGAGGAUAACCAGAAGGACCUGGAGCUUGCGGUGGAGAACCUGAGCGAGAUGUUCGAGAAGCCUGUGCCGGAAUUAGCGAACCUCAAGGUGGAUAUCUUGGAUAAAACGGCGUAUUGUAACAAGAGACGAGUGAUAUUGUUAUGCGACACGGCCGAAAACUUGAAAAACGGGGUAUGGUCUUUCAACGUGGACUGGUAGACUAGAACGAACACGAAACCACACACACACACACACACACACACACACACACACACAUACGACAUAGAGGGAACAGACAUAUGUUACUAAACCAUACCAAACCGGCAACCCAAAAGACCAUGGUGGGCGAAAUUAUUCUUCUGCUUUAACGACGUGCAUGACAGCGCAUAUGAAUUCUCUACCGGACAGUAUCCUUGUGAAUAUUUGAAAGAGGAGCUUUUCGCGGGUAUUAUUUGCAUGGUGAUUUCCUUUGAUUGUAUCAAUUAUCAUUUACUAUAGGGAACCACAUCUAUAUUCAUUCUAUCACUGUACUUGGCUGAACAAUAUGGGACUAUAUUUAUUUUAUUCUUAUUAUUUUAGUUUAUUUUUCAUCUUCCUUUUUCAUUCUUCCUAUUUUCA
Molecule: messenger RNA, 2317 nt
Organism: Aspergillus alliaceus
Lineage: Eukaryota; Fungi; Ascomycota; Eurotiomycetes; Eurotiales; Aspergillaceae
Product: RING finger protein
Exons: 4
Coding region: 383-1918 (511 amino acids)
Biological process (GO): protein polyubiquitination; positive regulation of proteasomal ubiquitin-dependent protein catabolic process; ubiquitin-dependent protein catabolic process
Cellular component (GO): cytoplasm; ubiquitin ligase complex
Molecular function (GO): ubiquitin conjugating enzyme binding; zinc ion binding; ubiquitin protein ligase activity
Source: RefSeq, a predicted model, not a curated record